This is a messenger RNA of Pangasianodon hypophthalmus (striped catfish), 1252 nucleotides long. RefSeq names its product cell death inducing DFFA like effector c (gene cidec). Gene Ontology annotation, biological process: regulation of apoptotic process; apoptotic process. The record is from RefSeq and is a predicted model, not a curated record. Bases 176 to 898 code for a protein of 240 amino acids. Lineage: Eukaryota; Metazoa; Chordata; Actinopteri; Siluriformes; Pangasiidae. The transcript is spliced from 6 exons.
AUGAGUGACGCAAGGACACCACAGGACUAGAAAGAGAGCAGGCACGCAGAAUGCACUGACAUUUCAGGAACACAGUGAUCUGACUGACCAACACAAGAGAGAAACCUCAGAAGAUUGAUACUGAAGGAGAAAGACCAGAGAUCUAGGUACAUCAAGACUCUGCUGGUUGAAUAGAAUGGAUUAUGCCAAGAAGUCUCUCAAUCUGUUCUCACCUUCUCUAUCCAAUAUAUCUAACAGAUGUGCAGCAGCCAGUGCAUCUGUCCUGCCCAGUUUUAACCCACGCCCCAGACCGUUCCGGGUCACCAACUCAGACCGCUCUGUAAAAAAAGGCAUUAUGGCAGAUGGACUGAGAGAUUUACUGAACAAGACGAUGGAUGCGUUCAGUGUGCCCUGCGUGGCAGGCCUGGUGCUAGAUGAGGAUGGGACAGGAGUCGACACAGAAGACUUUUUCCAGACCCUCAAGGAUAGCACUGUGCUAAUGGUCUUGGAGAAAGGACAGAAGUGGACACCUCAACAGAGUAGUCAGUUAUGGGGUCAAGCUGCAGAGCGCAAGACACAGCAUAGAAAGGACCUGGCCAAACUGACCCUUGACUUUUACAAAAACCAUCCAAAGGAAUUCAUUGGCUGCCUGAAUGUACAGAUGACUCUUUAUGGGAUGUACUCUUUGUCAUAUGACCUGCAGUGCUACCAUGCUAAGAGAAUGUUGAGGGAGGCUCUAAGAUGGACUCUGUUCAGCAUGCAGGCCACUGGCCAUGUUUUACUGGGUACUUCAUACUAUAUGCAACAUCUUAUUGAUGAGGAUGAGAAAGCUGAGGCACAGCUGACUGCUUCCAGAAACACAAACAAACCAUUACAGGCCAUCCAGUGGAAGAAAACAACAGCUGACCACAGAAACUAGAAAUCUGGGAGUUUGAAAGCUUUGUUUUUGCCCAAGCAAAUGGCUUGGAAACCAUUGUGGCGUCAUGUUACCUAUGUUACUGGACUAUAAUCACAGAACCAUAAAUACCAUACUUUCUUUCAGAACAAAGGUUUUUGCUAUGAGAGUAACCAGGAAUCCACUCUACUUGUUAUAUUUUGCUAUUUGCACAUAUUAGUUUUAGUUACAUAGAUGUGUCCGUCUAACAAUGGAGUUAUUAAUAUUUAUUCAUAUUUGUAUCUGCUAAGAAUUACUCACAUUUUGUAUUGAUACUGAUUGUUGUACCUAUUGUAUUAUUUCCAUGAACUUGAAUUAAAUAUUGAGUUUUAAAGCUUC